GUCGUCGACCUACAGUCUUUCCAUCCUCAGAGAUAUCAUUCGAGAACCCCAUCAGAACAUUCUAUAUCACCUCGUGAAGAAUGCAUUUAUCCAUCCUCGCUGUUGUUAUUGCUUUGACAGCAUCCAUUUUUGUGGGUGCAUGUGUGUUAGAAGGAGAGGCUUGCAGAAAUAAAAUCGACUGCUGCAAUAACAAGAAUUGUAGAGCCAUUAAUGACAUAUAUGUAAGCAGGUUGCUGUGUAACCAUGAUUCAACUAUGACUCACCUGAGCGCCUUAGGGCUUGGGACAUCAUUCGUGCCGCUCAUGGUAAAGGUCGAAGCGGCAGCCCAAGCAGUAUGUCACGACAGUAAGUCCUGCUUCUGCCUUCGUUUUUUUAUCGUAGUUGACGGUGCAAUACCCAGUUCGGAGCCAAUCGAUACAGUUUCUUUUGGACAAAUUUUCAUACUGCUCGACAAUUUGGAUGUUUAAAUUUAUC
Messenger RNA from Suillus bovinus, 474 nucleotides. RefSeq lists its product as uncharacterized. NCBI's taxonomy places the organism in Eukaryota, Fungi, Basidiomycota, Agaricomycetes, Boletales, Suillaceae. The transcript has a single exon. The record is from RefSeq and is a predicted model, not a curated record. Bases 81 to 467 code for a protein of 128 amino acids.